UGUCGUCUGCUGCUCAUGCUGCAAAUGUGUUCGAUGCUUUCUGAGCGAGCUUGUAAUAUUUCUCAUGAUCUGCACUGACUGAAGAAAUACGUGGACCAAAAUCAAGUCAUUGCGUGAUUAUGGUAGUGAGCUAGACAAAGCAACCAGACUCAUUUAUGUUUGUGAAAUAGCUAGGUUUGCAUUGAUUGUGAAGAAAAACAGACGGCAUAGUUUUGACUUUGCACUGUACAUGCUGUUGACUGUGUGUAAACCCAAUUAGUACAGACAGUCUUUUGAACUGAACAGAGAAAUGGCCGAGUCGACCGACAACAACCAGAAGCCAUCCACUGGAUCUGGACAGAAAAGUAGUCGACUACAAGGAGGACUGGGAACUGUACGAACAACUAGUCUUUUCAGGGCCGUCAACUUUGAACUUUUUGCUCGACAGAACAAGUAUGUGAUGGGAUUUGGCUUGGUUGCGUUAACGGGCUGCGUGGCUUACAUAGCUUACCUCAAUGCUACGACGGAGAACAAGAGAGACAGGAUGUAUGAGGAACACCACCCAGACGGGACAAAAGAAAUAAGGAUCAAAAGGUCAAAGUGGGACUGACCAAGACUGCACAACAAUGAUGUUUUACAAGUUGAAAGCAGUACUGUUCUCACUGAGUGACUCUACACCAACAACUGAGAAUUAAUGGCGCCAACAGUUGGGACAGUUAACUGAUAGUUGGUUUACUAUAGUUGGAACAUUUAACUCCAGUUGGAACAGUUAACUAUAAUUGGGACAGUUAACUAGAUUUCGGACAGUUAACUACAGUUUGGAAAGUUAACUACAGUUGGGACAGCAUGUCAUAUACCGGUGUCGGAUGCAAUUGUGUCCGCCAUGCAAUACUGUCCGCACUGGACACUUUUGCAUAUGCAAUCGUGUCCGGGGCUAUGAACAAACCUUCCGGCGGACAUGUACAUGACUGUACGUGUGUGCAUAAGCGGCAUGCACUGAGCCUACGUAUAUGUAGCAUGAAUGUUCACGUAUUUUAUGAUUGCAGCAAUAGAAUACCACGGCCGAACAUUUCCCAUGUCAUUCAUGACGUGCACUUAGCUUGUAAAAAAACGGCGACUGUGUUCCUUCGACCGAGGGCCUUUAAUUUAAGCAAGGACGGUUUUGCACUGGGGUGGACACAACUGCAUAUGCAAAUGUGUCCGGGCGGACACAAUUGCA
Molecule: messenger RNA, 1198 nt
Organism: Asterias rubens (European starfish)
Lineage: Eukaryota; Metazoa; Echinodermata; Asteroidea; Forcipulatida; Asteriidae
Product: small integral membrane protein 8-like
Exons: 2
Coding region: 290-589 (99 amino acids)
Source: RefSeq, a predicted model, not a curated record